Messenger RNA from Mus pahari (shrew mouse), 564 nucleotides. It is a transcript of the gene Ascl5, whose product is annotated as achaete-scute family bHLH transcription factor 5. Gene Ontology annotation, molecular function: DNA-binding transcription factor activity, RNA polymerase II-specific; protein dimerization activity; RNA polymerase II transcription regulatory region sequence-specific DNA binding. Lineage: Eukaryota; Metazoa; Chordata; Mammalia; Rodentia; Muridae. The coding region runs from base 1 to 564 and encodes 187 amino acids. The record is from RefSeq and is a predicted model, not a curated record. Gene Ontology annotation, biological process: regulation of transcription by RNA polymerase II; developmental process. The transcript has a single exon.
AUGAACAGUAACUUCUGUCGAGCUCUGGUGGACCGCGGGCCCCCGGGGGGCAUGCAGCUGGGUGUCGUGGCCCCUGCUGGACAGACGCCGCUGGCGGCCACCGAGCCCCUGAGCAACGUGCCAUUUCUGUUGUACCCAGGCCACUCGGAGCCGUCUUACUACGACUACACCGGGGUGUUCCCCUACGUGCCCUUCCCCGGCGCCUUCGGGGUUUACGACUACCCGUUCGAGCCCGCCUUCAUCCAGAAGCGCAACGAGCGCGAGCGGCAGCGGGUCAAGUGCGUGAACGAGGGCUACGCGCGCCUCCGCGGCCACCUCCCGGGCUCCCUGACUGAGAAGCGGCUCAGCAAGGUGGAAACACUGCGCGCCGCCAUCCGCUACAUCAAGUACCUGCAGGAACUGCUGAGCGCCGCCCCCGACGGCGCGCCACCUCCCGCCACCUCCCCGCCUCCCGCCCACGCGGGCCACAGCAACGCGCCGCAGCCCCCUUCCCUGGUGGCCGAGUCCAGUGGCUCCUCCUUUUCCUCUUCGCCUUUUUUGGAAUCGGAGGAACCCAGCCUUUGA